AUGAAAUCUUCCGAAAGGCCUGAGUUAUCGGUUGGUUACCGUGUGAACAAGUAUGAAAUAACCAAACAUAUUGGUAGAGGUGGCUAUGGAGAUAUUUAUAAUGUUAGAGACCUGAAUAAAAACGUUUAUGCAAUGAAAACAGAAUAUUUAUCAGCAAAAAGAAAAGCACUUCUAUCAGAGAUGUAUUUCCUUGAAAAAUUGCAGGGAUCGGAUUUUUUUCCGAAACUAAUCGAGAAAGGAAAAACAGAAAAAUUUUAUUAUUGUAUUAUGGAACUCUUAGGUCCUUCAUUAUCAAAGAUGAGAAGAUGUUUACCAGAUAGUCAUUAUAAAACUUAUUCCGUUCUGCGUUUAUCCUCAGAAAUGCUUAAAUGUAUUCAAGAAUUUCAUAAUUGCGGUUUUGUUCAUCGUGACAUAAAACCUUCGAACUUUCUAAUACGAGCCAAUCGCGAUCAUCCUAUUUGUUUGAUAGAUUUUGGAUUAUCUGCAUUCUUUAUCAACCCAAAAACCGGAAAACAUAUAGAUUUUGAUCCAAAUUGCGGUUAUGUUGGUACAUGUCGUUAUGCCUCUUUGAACUCUCACUUAGGUUUUUCAUUAUCUCGUCGAGAUGACCUUAUGUCAUGGUUUUACAGCGUUAUUGAGCUUGCUGAAGGUCACGUUCCAUGGCCAGGAAGUAAAGAUAUGGAAUUAUCCGAGAAAUUGAAAACUUUAAUGUCUGCGCAAGAUUUAUGUAAAUCUCUGCCUCCAGAGUUCAUAGAAAUAUACAAAACUAUUCAGAGUCUUCAAUUUGAUGAGACUCCGCCUUAUGAUCAUAUUUUAAUUAUGAUUGAUAACGCAAUCGACAGAUUAUGCCAUCAGCCAAGGUAUUUUGACUGGGAAAAAUUGAGAGCAAAAGAAAUUGCUAAAAUUUCCGAAAUUUCCCUUAAAAUGAGGCCCCCAACUUGUCCUCACAGAAUGUCGGGGUUUGAAUCAAUGCUCCUCUCGGAAGAAGAAGAGGAUAAAAAAGUAGAAUGUGAAUAUUGUGAAAUUGUAUAA
Trichomonas vaginalis G3 is the source of this 1032-nucleotide messenger RNA. Its product is annotated as peptidyl-serine phosphorylation. Gene Ontology annotation, cellular component: nucleus; cytoplasm. The record is from RefSeq and is a predicted model, not a curated record. Bases 1 to 1032 code for a protein of 343 amino acids. Gene Ontology annotation, molecular function: protein serine/threonine kinase activity; ATP binding. The transcript has a single exon. Gene Ontology annotation, biological process: signal transduction; endocytosis; peptidyl-serine phosphorylation. Lineage: Eukaryota; Parabasalia; Trichomonadida; Trichomonadidae.